This is a messenger RNA of Penicillium maclennaniae, 2322 nucleotides long. RefSeq lists its product as uncharacterized. Gene Ontology annotation, molecular function: protein serine/threonine kinase activity; ATP binding. The record is from RefSeq and is a predicted model, not a curated record. The coding region runs from base 1 to 2322 and encodes 773 amino acids. Gene Ontology annotation, cellular component: cytoplasm. The transcript is spliced from 5 exons. Gene Ontology annotation, biological process: protein phosphorylation; intracellular signal transduction. Lineage: Eukaryota; Fungi; Ascomycota; Eurotiomycetes; Eurotiales; Aspergillaceae.
AUGGCGUCCGCCUUCGACGAGGAAGACCUCUCGAUCCCUCUACCUUCCUCUGCUACUCCUCGUGAACGUGCCACUAAGCCCAUUAACCCCUCCGCCAUGGCAAUGCCGCCGCCUCGCCCGACCGGGCGAGCGAGCCCUCGACGCAGUCCCCCGCGACCACGCGAGACAUGCAGCGUCUUGAUCAGUAUCAGACGAUCAAGAUACUCGGAGAGGCCCAGUGGCCGGCAGGUCGCCCUAAAAAUCAUCUCUCGCCGCAAGCUCCUCUCUCGGGAUAUGGUCGGUCGUGUAGAGCGAGAGAUUCAGUACUUGCAAUUGCUAAGACAUCCUCAUAUUAUUAAACUAUACACCGUCAUUGCCACCAAGACCGACAUUGUCAUGGUCCUCGAGUACGCCGAACGAGAAUUAUUCGACUAUCUCGUCCGCAAAGGAAAAUGUAACGACGACGAGGCCCGCAAAUUCUUCCAGCAGAUCAUCUGCGCCGUCGAGUACUGCCACCGACACAAGAUCGUUCACCGUGAUUUGAAGCCCGAGAAUCUGCUUAUCGAUAGCCAGAAGAACGUCAAGAUCGCCGAUUUUGGAUUGAGUAACAUUAUGACAGACGGAAACUUCCUCAAAACCAGCUGUGGUAGCCCGAACUAUGCGGCCCCCGAGGUGAUCUCUGGAAAGCUCUAUGCGGGACCUGAGGUGGAUGUUUGGAGUUGCGGUGUGAUCCUCUACGUGCUGCUGGUGGGCAGAUUACCCUUUGACGAUGACUAUAUCCCGGCUCUGUUCAAGAAGAUCGCUGCGGGUAACUUUCACAUCCCUGGAUAUAUCUCUCCCGGGGCUGCCCGCCUGAUCCGAGCUAUGCUACAGGUCCACCCGGUGCACAGAAUUACCAUUGCGGAGAUCCGGGAAGACCCAUGGUUUACCAAAAAUAUUCCCAAGUAUCUGGAGCCCCCGCCGGAGGAAUACAUCGCUACAGGAGUGGAUACGAAUAAGCCCAUCGAUGCCGGCAAAGUUGUUCCGGGCAAGCCACUUCCCGUACAGCUCAAAAUCCAUCAGAUCGCCGUCUCAAAACUUGAGCGAAGCAUGGGAUAUGACAAAGACGAUAUUGAAGACGCGUUGCGGCACCCGGAGCCUAGUGCUAUCAAAGACGCAUUUUCCAUUGUUGUUGAGAACGAGAUGAUGCAGACGAACUCCCCAACAGAAGAUAACUUGAUGGUCCAGAGUGUUUCUCAGCCAACAAAUGCUUCCCCAGUCGCUGAGCGGGUCCUCGCGCCGAAAGCUCAAACCCCUCCAGCCCCGGCGCCAGCGCGCGCUCCACCAGUUGCCAGAACCCCCAGCACGCGGCGUGCGCAUCCGGAAGACUAUCAAUCAGGCGAUACUGAAGACUUUGAGCCACCUCGUGUGAGCCAUGUCCGAAUUUUACCUACAAGUCUGCCGUAUGUUCAUGACCAGCUCAUGGAACAACGGGAUCGUGAACAAAGAGCCCGGCAAGAAGCUGCUCGGGCUGACCCCAGCGCCCCUCAGCAAGAGUUAUCACAAGAUGAUCAGGCCCUCUCGGCCCGGGCACUGAAGCCUCACUCGCGCAGUGUUGUCGAUCUGGAUAAGUUGCGGUUUGAGCCGCCGAUUGGCCAUCCUAUCACCCAGCAGCCUAAGAGGUCUCGGAAGUGGCAGUUUGGCAUUCGUUCCCGAAAUCAGCCUUAUGAGGCGAUGUUGUACUUGUACAGGGCCAUCGCUGCCCAGGGCGGGAUGUGGGAUAUCAAGCCGGUGGAGUCCGGCACAAAUAUUGGACCCGAUGCAACCCCGGACCCUGCUAAGCCAAAACCUCUGCAGAGCAAAUACCCAGAUCUACCCUCAGACUAUUAUAUUCCCAACGACCCCUGGUUCAUUCGUGCGCGCCUUCUGAAGGAGGGUGUUAAGGCCCCAGGUGCCUCGACUAGCGUUUACAAUAGCCGCAGUGACCUGGAAGAGCUUCGUCGUCGCUUCCACAUCUCUGGUAUUUCCGUCCCAUUCGAGGACAAGGACAAGGAUGGGAAGACCUCUACACCCGAGACCAGCACACCCUCAGCCCCUUCCUCUGCGAACCAACCCGGUGGUCUACCAAGCAUCUCCCACGGCGUUUGGGUCUUCCUAGACAUCCAGCUGUAUCAAUUGGAGGAGAACAACUACAUGGUCGAUUUCAAGUGCGACGGCUACCAAAAUGUGAUCCGCGCCCAGAGCGACACUGAGUGGCACCCAAUCAGCAAGCGCCUCAAGAAUAAGGAGAAGGAGGUCACCAGCCCGUACCCGUUCCUCGAUGUGGCCUCCGAUCUUGUCGCCCAGCUGGCUGUGGCUAGUUAG